ACAGCCAUUGACCCGCCGUCCUCGUCGCGACCUUGGCCUCCCUUCCCUCCCUUUGGUCGUCCGCCACAGCUCCCAAAUCAUCCGGCAGCAGAAAAAAAAAAGAACCAGAUAUUUCGGCGAUCCGAUCCGCUGCGAGGACGAGAGAGGGAAGAGGCCGUGGCGAUGUCGGUCCCGGAGGCGGGGCAAUCGUCCGGGAGGGACGAGCGGGAGAGGGAGGACUACGAGAAGCAGCAGUCCAGGGUGCUCAUGGCGCUGAUGCAGGGCUUCUGCGCCGCGCGGUACCGCAAGGCCGACAACACCCCCUGCCUCGUCGACCAGGGGCUGUACCUGGGCUCUGUUGGGGCAGCACUGAACAAGGAGGCUCUCAAGAGUUUGAACAUCACCCAUAUCUUGAUUGUUGCCAGAUCUCUGAAUCCCGCCUUUUCAGAAGAAUUUACAUACAAGAAGAUUGAGGUGCUUGACAGCCCAGACACUGAUUUAGUAAAGCAUUUCGGUGAAUGCUUUAAUUUCAUAGAUGAAGGAAUCAGCACAGGUGGCAACGUGUUGGUUCAUUGUUUUGCUGGGCGGUCACGGAGUGUGACAGUUGUUCUUGCAUAUCUCAUGAAGAAGCAUCAGGUGAGCCUGGAAAGUGCCCUGUCACUAGUUAGAAGCAAACGGCCUCAAGCGUCACCUAAUGAAGGCUUUAUGGCCCAGCUGGUGAACUUCGAGAAGUCUCUGCAAGUUGGAAACUGUACUAUGGAUCCCAACCUUGGUAUUUGACUACCAAUUUGUGAUAAAAUAAUCGUUGGAAUGACGUUGGAAGAUGGAACAGCAGACUUGAACUUUCAACAAUAGCACAUCAGUGAAGAAGAAUGGUAUCUCAAGAUUUUUUACUUGGAGAAGAGACACAGGAAUCCUGAUUAAUCUUGUGCCUUGGCAAAGCAAGAGCAGGUCUUGUUUUCUCUGUAGCCUAUCAGAUGGAUAGGCUGGUUCAGGAGCAUGCCCUUUAGCUGGCUAGAGGAGAUUGGAGGGCUGAGGCAAAAGCUAAAGGCAAGUGGGGCAGGGACGAAGAAUUAUGCAAUCCAACUAACAGUAGGUGUAAAUGUCGAGAACAGUGACUCAGUGAGCACCCUGUCACCCUGUCAAUAGCUUCCUGACUGCAAGUUUAUCCCCCAAGAAAUCAAGCAAGGCCAUGGCAACCGUUUAUGAAAUCAGGUCAUCCUAUUAUACUCAGUUCCCUACUUGGUGCUGUGGUAAUAUGUAGUACACAGAAUCAUCUCUACUGGAAUGCAGAGCAUACACCAGUGUCCCUGUAAUGGCUUUGCCCGCUUAUUUAGCGCCUGCUGGAAUCACGGGAAUUCUCCCGAUUUACUGACCAAAUGAUCUGUUCAUGUGAAAUUCAUGGUCCUGAACGUGUCCUACUUUAGGCAGUAUGGUUUUGAUGCUUGAAAACUCUCCAGCAUCAUUAGCAGCAUGCUGAAAUGAAAGAUAUGUAUGUGUGAUGCUUUGAAUAAAAGCGGUAUCCUGGUUGUUAGAAGACACAGUAGUUGCACGUGUCAUCUGUUACUGCUGUGAUGGCAGGCAAAGCAGAGUUGCCCGCAGUGUAGUAGGGAUACCAAGUUAUGUGGGUUCUGCUGUUAGAACUUGGAAGCCAGCUCCGUAGACAUUCUUUUUACGAGUUCUGCCAUUGGGAUUUAUCAUCUGAGCAUGUACAAUGGAAAAACAUGAGAACUCUUAUGUCC
This is a messenger RNA of Brachypodium distachyon (stiff brome), 1721 nucleotides long. RefSeq names its product dual specificity protein phosphatase 1B. The transcript has 7 exons. Gene Ontology annotation, biological process: protein dephosphorylation; negative regulation of MAPK cascade. The coding region runs from base 163 to 759 and encodes 198 amino acids. The record is from RefSeq and is a predicted model, not a curated record. Gene Ontology annotation, molecular function: MAP kinase tyrosine/serine/threonine phosphatase activity; protein tyrosine/threonine phosphatase activity. NCBI's taxonomy places the organism in Eukaryota, Viridiplantae, Streptophyta, Magnoliopsida, Poales, Poaceae. Gene Ontology annotation, cellular component: cytoplasm.